Molecule: messenger RNA, 779 nt
Organism: Dreissena polymorpha
Lineage: Eukaryota; Metazoa; Mollusca; Bivalvia; Myida; Dreissenidae
Product: MOXD1 homolog 2-like
Exons: 4
Coding region: 90-539 (149 amino acids)
Biological process (GO): dopamine catabolic process; octopamine biosynthetic process; norepinephrine biosynthetic process
Cellular component (GO): secretory granule membrane
Molecular function (GO): copper ion binding; dopamine beta-monooxygenase activity
Source: RefSeq, a predicted model, not a curated record
GUCGUCAGCGGUAUAAAACCCGCGGCUGCAGCACGUUCUUCAGUCGUUUUCACUAUUAGUUGUGUGUGCACCGACGAUAAUCUGUGACAAUGUUGUUUUGUCUCUGCGUGCUGUUCAUGGUCACUAUGAAAACGAGCUCUGUUCCGACGGAAACAUUCGAAGGUUUGGCUCUGAUGGAUCCACACUUCCAAGUAUAUUGGAAGACAAACCAUAGUCACAUUACGUUCGAGCUACACGUGGCGGCCCAUGGUUACGUCGGUUUCGGACUAACCGCCAACGCCAGCGGUGCCAUGUACCCUGGUGACCUCAUACUAGGCUAUGUCAGCAACAACCAAUCGUACUUUGGAGACUACCACACAACUCGUCACGGCCAACCGAUCCUUGACGCGUCACAGGACUGGUUCCUUCUGCUCGCCACUGAAGAUAAUGAUGAAACCGUUCUGAAGUUUACACGCGCUUUUAACACACAAGAUAAGCAGGACGACAUCGACAUUACUGAGUGGCGUUUACCCGUUUCUGUCAACGCCGGUGUUUAUUAGGGCAGAUGUGUCAGACCCGAUCUGGGUGAUGUCAACAUGGUCGAAUCAGUCAGUUCUCACAGAGUACUUUUGUAAAGACAGCAUAAUCAACAGAUAAAUUGCGUUUCAGUGAUUUGAAUGUUGUAAAGAAAUUUGAUGCAAUUAACAAACAAUACAGUAUUGUCAUCAGCUGUUCAGGACUAAAACAUGUACAUGUAUUAUUUAGUUUUAUCAUAAUCUUAAUAAAUGAUUUUAACCGAA